Nelumbo nucifera (sacred lotus) is the source of this 1892-nucleotide messenger RNA. Its product is annotated as mitochondrial carrier protein CoAc1-like. The record is from RefSeq and is a predicted model, not a curated record. NCBI's taxonomy places the organism in Eukaryota, Viridiplantae, Streptophyta, Magnoliopsida, Proteales, Nelumbonaceae. Gene Ontology annotation, biological process: transmembrane transport.
GCAGAGAGAGAGAGAGAGAGGGGAAGAAAGGAGAGGACCUGAACAAAGCUGCGGCGAAGGAGAAUGUGUCUGGUUCUAUAAACUACCGUCUCUUCUUCUUAUAGACGUAUCCUGGUCGGCUGUGGCUUUCUUCAAUCUCUUCUCCCUCGCUUGUUUUCUUUUUCAAUGACAUCAUCGAUAUCUGUCUGAGAAUUUCAAAUGGGUAUCGGUGAAAUCGUCUUGGAUCCAUGGGAGAAAUAUUUCCAUUGAAGUGUUUCCGGUUAUUCGACCUGAGUUGAACAAUCUUUGCUUCUUUUGAUGUAUUUGAUUAUCUUCGAGAACGAGGUUCGGUAUGGGAGGAUAUCCAAUUGGCUUCUGAGUAUUCUCAUGCUAUUAUCUCUGCCUUUCCAACAAAAAGCUUUCUCCUUCUGUCUACCGAGAGAUAGAUGGGAUAAAGAGUUUGCAAAGUUGCAGGCCGGUUAACUUAACUGGGGUUCUUCCGGUAUAUAUUUAUAUCGGCGGAUAGAUCGUUUUGGUUGCGUUUCUGGUGCAUGUUUGUUUGUGAUUUGAGCCUUUGAGAUGGGUUCUUCUCAAGGAUCUGCCUUGUCCACCAAUGUAGCGGAGUUUGUUGACAAGCCGUCUGCGCGUGGGGAGGUUUUCCUUGUUGAUUGUCUGCCUACGUAUGUCAAGGAGCUAAUUGCAGGAGGCGCUGCCGGAGCAUUUUCUAAGACUGCAGUCGCGCCCUUGGAGCGGGUUAAGAUACUAUUGCAGACAAGGACGGAAGGGUUUCAGUCACUUGGGGUCUUCCGAUGCUUAAAAAAGUUACUGAAGCAUGAAGGCAUAUUAGGAUUUUAUAAAGGAAAUGGUGCAAGUGUUCUACGGAUAGUUCCAUAUGCAGCAUUGCAUUUCAUGACAUAUGAGCAAUACCGAUGUUGGAUCUUGAACAACUAUUCUGUCUUAGGAACAGGCCCUUUCAUUGACCUUUUAGCUGGUUCGGCAGCUGGAGGAACAGCAGUUCUCUGCACUUAUCCCUUAGAUUUGGCUCGAACAAAACUUGCUUAUCAGGUGAUGGACAAGAAGGCAACUUUCAGAAAUGGUGCGAGUAGUUAUCAUGUUCAACUUCAACCUCAAUAUCAUGGGAUAAAGGAUGUUUUCAGAAGUGUAUACAGGGAAGGUGGAAUCCAUGCCUUAUAUAGAGGUGUAGGUCCAACGCUCAUUGGCAUCCUUCCUUAUGCUGGUCUUAAGUUCUAUAUAUACGAGGAACUCAAGAGACAUGUUCCCGAAGAACACCAAAAGUCCAUCAUAAUGCGCCUAUCUUGUGGAGCUCUAGCAGGGCUGUUUGGACAGACCUUCACAUACCCACUGGAUGUGGUGAGGAGACAGAUGCAGAUCCAGAGUCUUCAACCAUUAAACCAAGGAAGCCAUCUUAGGUACAGGAGCACAGUGGAAGGGCUUACUACCAUUAUCCGUAACCAGGGAUGGAGACAGCUGUUUGCUGGCCUAAGUAUCAACUAUUUGAAGAUUGUUCCUUCUGUUGCAAUUGGUUUCACUGCAUAUGACAUGAUGAAGUCUUGGCUUCGUGUUCCACCAAGACAGAAGUCUGUAUCAGUAUCAGCUACAUGAAGGCGAAGCAUUCUACUAAAAAUCCUAUUACACAUACCAGUCAGGCCAUCUGGGAGUUGAAAGAACUGCCUGAAAAAUCAUCUCCUGCUUAGUUAUCAACCGUACAUCAUAUGCACAUGGAUGGUCUUGAACAGAACCACAGAAAAAAGUGGGGCUGGAAAAUGCGUUAUUUUAUUUUUAGAUAGCGCCAAACUUUUUUUUCUUGUGCCUUUUCCUAUUUCUUUCUGUAAAAUUUUUAGGAAUACAUAGUUCUUCAAAUGAAAUUGGUGGCAGUAGAGCAUAUUUCUAGA